This is a messenger RNA of Macrobrachium nipponense, 1496 nucleotides long. Its product is annotated as apolipoprotein D-like. Lineage: Eukaryota; Metazoa; Arthropoda; Malacostraca; Decapoda; Palaemonidae. The record is from RefSeq and is a predicted model, not a curated record. Bases 617 to 1219 code for a protein of 200 amino acids. The transcript has 5 exons. Gene Ontology annotation, molecular function: pigment binding. Gene Ontology annotation, biological process: response to reactive oxygen species; lipid metabolic process. Gene Ontology annotation, cellular component: cytoplasm.
AAUAACGAUAGGCCUAGAGAUAUCUGCUCAAGGCAAGUGUAUAACGUACACUAAUGUUUUUAAACAAAAGAUAUUUUGCAAUAAAAUUGAUUUAGAAUUUUUACUUACAAAAGUAUCGUGAAACAAGACUUGCGUUUCAAUUUAAUUCCAGAGUCUAGGAAAAGUAUUCUCUCCCCCAACAUUUAGCAAUCUCUAUAAAGUAGAAGAAGAGGGUGUGGUCGACCAGUCUCUCUCUCUCUCUCUCUCUCUCUCUCUCUCUCUCUCUCUCUCUCUCUCUCUCAGUCACGUAAUCUCUCGGAGAAGUCACAGAAAGUUAGACAUCACACAUGGGAGAAAGGCGAAAGCACGACAUUACGUCAUAGUGUUCAGACUUAUCGUUCGUGCGUGAUUGUGAAGUGUUGUACUGCAUUGUGUAAAUACACUUAUACGCAUAUAACACAUGCGGACACACACACAUACACAAUCAGCUACCGUGUCAUUUACACGCCUAUUUUUAUAGUCUAGACUCAUCCAUCCAUUGAGCCGUUCCGUAAAAGGAGGAAUUAUAACAAAACAUCGCUGGACAACGUCUUUGUGGCUCUUUGAGCCUGAGGUCUUCCUGGCUUCCAUCAGAAACAUGAAACCGUCAUCGCCAACAACAAUUUCAAUAAUUUUCUUAGGCCUAUGCGCAGUCCUCACGUAUGCGCAGAUUCGCUUCAAGGGAAGAUGCCCGAAGUUACCCGUCAUCAAAGAUUUUGCCUUUGAUCGAUACCUAGGCCGAUGGUUCGACCAGGAGAAAUACUUCGUGGCUUACCAGACCGUAGGCCGAUGCUGGAGCGGGACUUACAUCAAGAAUAAGAACUCGGGAAAAAUCUCCGGUAAAAAAGAGCUCGACUUCAGGGAUGUUGUGCUUAACAGACCGAACGUCAUCACGGUGGACGUGUUCAGGAAGAGGCCUUACGAGGAGCCCAGCAGACUGACGUACACGAUCCCGAACGUCCCUUUGUUCGAGGACAACUACGAAGUCUUGGCCACCGACUACAAGAGCUGGACUAUCGAGUACGCCUGCGUCGAGAAGGGCCUCCUAGGACACACUAGAAUCGCUUGGAUCCUCACCAGGUCACCCCACCCGCCCUACGAGGUCAUCCGCGAAGCUAAGGCCGCCCUGGUCCACCUGGGUAUCGACCUGGAGUACCUGGAGAAGUCCGAUACCUCCUGCUACAAGAAUUACCUGGGGUAGGACUUAGAAGGACGAAGAAAGAGUAUAUGAAUGGAAGAGAGAUACUACGCUAUAAGUCUAUGAAUGGAUGCGUAAAAGGGCCAGUUUAAGAACGAAUGAGAGUUUACGAGAAUUUGCCCGUAUAGAGUAAAGAUAUUCUUUAAGAGUGUGUUUAAAUGCUAUUGAAUGUUUUAAUUGUAUUUAAUGGCGUUACUAUAAAGAUGUGUUCGAUAGAAUGAAUUCCUGACAUGAUGUUAUAUACAGGUUUAUUGUGGAUGUUAUGAUUCACUUAUUUAAA